CGAAUGUCUAGCUUGGAGUUACUUCCCCUUUACUGUAACCUGUUACUUCUCUAUAUUUAUCUUGUACUUAUUUUGCUACUUUUCAGGUGAGGCGAGUGACGUGCGUAAAUUGAUCCAUCGACUUUUGGGGAAUGAGAAUUCGGAGAUAAAGAAAGACGAUGAGAUGAUCAGGGCUGUUAGUAAAGGUUUGACGACAGCCAUGAGGCAGUUCUCGUGUGCCCAGUGUGAUCAGGUCUGGUGGAAGAAAGUACCCAUCAACAAGGCGGUGUCUAGAUGCAAAGUCUGUAAGUCCAAGUUUGACGCGAUACCAAGCGACAUGAUGUGGGGCUGGGCGAUAUUCGAGUGUGAAUGUGGCAACGAAUUCAGUGGUUUCGGACAGAUGGGUGUGACUCGAAGUGAGUGUUACAGUUGUGGGGAGAAACCUUAUCCGUCCACCAUCCGUCCACCUACCCGACGACGUCCGCCUAAGUCUAGACAGAAACACAAGUGUGAUGCCCAAGACUGUCCCGGAUGUAGCUCUGGCGACAAAGAUACAGGGGAUAUGGAGAAGAAAUGCGUGCAUCCCCGAUCAAGAACAGGCAAGUCCAAAGUGAUCGUGGCCAGCGCAGCUCACAUCAGUACCGGCUCGACUAUCUCGUCCAUCAGGGACCAGGACGAACUUUGUUCAGCCAUGUACAACACUUCUCUGUCGGCCAUUAGGGAAAACCUGAAAUAAAGGUCACGUGAUAGUAGAUAUUGGAUUGCAUUACUUCCGGAAUGUGUGAUAUCAUUUACAUUCAAAAUGAAAUACACACCAAAACAAUCUUACAAUCCUGCUCACAGAAUGUUGCCAGUAAUGGCCUGUGAUUGUAACACUGUUGAUCUAUAUUGCCACGGAUAAUCCUGGAACAAGAACAACGUAAAUAAUUCUUCCCUAGAGAUGAAAACCCUAUGUUGUACAUACAUUGUUACAUGGAAAUUGACAGUUUAAACUAACCCUAUUGUUUUCGUUAUGUUAUUAUUUUUUUUAUUCUCAUUCUUAAUUCGACAGAUCGUGUUCAAGUUCAAGUUCUUUAUUGACUUUGAGUCUUCCGACUCAUCAGUAUCAUAUACAUGUACAUACAUUGUAAUAUACAAAUUUUACAUAACAUUGACAACAUCAGACAAAACACACAAAAAAACAUAAAUUCGUGCCAGAGACAAUAUACUCGGAGAGCAUAACUAUGUUAAAGAAGCUCUUUUGACAUUUGCCACUUUGAUGUAUUUGGCCAAUUUUUCUAAUUCUUUGGUAUUUUGCCCGUUAAAUAAUUGUAUCAAUUUCAACAUACUUGGUUUUUUAAAAUAGUAACUUUUCAAAUAUUUCUUACGAAUAUCAGAAUAACAUGGGCAUUUUAGAAUAAAAUGAAAUUCAUCCUCGACAUCAUUUAAAUUACACACAGAACAAAUUCUCAAAUGUCGCUGGAUAUUUUGAUAACGACCUUUUUCUACAUUUAAAUCAUGAGCUGACAGUCGAAUUUUAGUAAUUUCGUUUAAGUACCCUUUCCCUAAUGGUUUUCUCAAAUAACCCUGAAUACCAAAUUCAUUGUUAAGACAUUUGUAAAAAAAAAUCCCUUUGAAGAUGUUCUAAUUUGUUCUAUGCAAUCCUGUCUGUUAAUAUCUAAAAGUCUGUCUUUAAUUACAAUGUAAGAAAUAUUGUCAAUAUUUUCUGUUUGCCAUAUAUAGCCUAGGCCUAUUCUAUAUAAUUCGUUCUUGAUAUUUAAUACCCAUUUAUCAUUAUGCUCUAACAUGUCUUUAUAACAUGAUCUUAAAAUACAAUUAUCAGUGUUUAUUAUUUUUAUCCAAUAUUUAAAAAUUCUUAAUUUCCUUAAUAAUGUCAAUGGAUAUCUACCUAGCUCUAAAUAAACCAUAGCAUUACAAGUAUUUUUCCGUACACCGAGUAAUUGUUUACAGAAUGAAGUAUGUAAUUUUUCAACAUCAGGCGCUUUAUGAAAGCCCCAUAUUUCUGAACCAUAACUUAAAAUACUGUUAACAUAUGUAUCAAAAACUGAUAGUUGAGUUUCAAUAUUAAAAUAAUUUUUACGACACACAUUCAAAAUUGAAAAUAAAGCUUUUUUCCCUUGAUCUGCUACUUUUUGCUGUGUUUUUCUAAAAGUCCCAUUGUAAUUUAGCAAAAAACCCAGAUAAUUGAAUUCGUUUACAAUUUCCAAAUGACAUCCGUUAUAUGUCCAAUUUUCGUUGUUCCUCAAAAUACCACCAUUUCUAAAUACAAGUACUUUUGUUUUAUUUGUAUUGACUGUUAGAUCCCACUUUUUUGUAUAUACUUCUAAUGAAUUUAACAUAUCUUGUAAGCCUUCUGGUGUUUCUGAAAAAAAUACCAUGUCAUCUGCGUACAUCAGUAGAAACAGAUUUAAAGUUUGAAUUUCUAUCGAUGGACAGUUGUCAAUUAAAAAUUGCAUCUCGCAGUCAUUUACAUAUAAUGAAAACAAUAAAGGAGAUAAAAUUUCCCCUUGAAACAAUCCGUUAUUACAAUUGAAAUAAUUAGAUAGUGAGCCAUUAUGCUUAACACAACAUUUUACAUCAUUAUACAAUGACCUAAUUAACACUAACAACUUUCCGUCAAUUCCUUCUCUAAUUAAUUUGAACCACAUGUUUUGUCGAUUAAUAAAGUCAAAUGCCUUUGUAUAAUCAAUAAAACAACAAUAUAAUCGUUUCUUAGUUUUUAGACUCCGAUUAAUUAAGGACUGCAAUGCAAAUAUAGCGUCAAUCGUUGUUGAUAGGGUUUUUCUAAAGCCAAAUUGAGCAUCAGUUAUUUUAUUAUAUUUCUUAUCAAAUGACAUUAGUCUAUUGUUAAUAAUUGACGUAAAAAGUUUUCCCAGACAGCUUACUAAAGUAAUACCUCUGUAAUUAUUGACAUUAUUAGUAUCCCCCUUCUUAAAGACACCUUAGCUCAAAAAGGAAUUGAGCUAAAACUUUCCCAUUUUAAAUUCAUGCAUAUAUAUAUAUAUAAAUAUUGCAAAUUUGAAGAGGCCAAGCUAAUUAUUUUCAUAUUGCUUUAAUAAAACCAUUAUUAAUUA
Molecule: messenger RNA, 3053 nt
Organism: Pecten maximus
Lineage: Eukaryota; Metazoa; Mollusca; Bivalvia; Pectinida; Pectinidae
Product: shiftless antiviral inhibitor of ribosomal frameshifting protein homolog
Exons: 5
Coding region: 164-715 (183 amino acids)
Biological process (GO): innate immune response; viral translational frameshifting
Molecular function (GO): ribosome binding; sequence-specific mRNA binding
Source: RefSeq, a predicted model, not a curated record